Papaver somniferum (opium poppy) is the source of this 3214-nucleotide messenger RNA. RefSeq lists its product as uncharacterized. The record is from RefSeq and is a predicted model, not a curated record. The transcript has 2 exons. The coding region runs from base 9 to 938 and encodes 309 amino acids. NCBI's taxonomy places the organism in Eukaryota, Viridiplantae, Streptophyta, Magnoliopsida, Ranunculales, Papaveraceae.
UUGCAAAUAUGGACGAAUUCUAUCCAAAACCAUUUACAGGAAUUGAAUCGUUAUCUCAGAAAAUUUAUAGCUUGGGAAAAUUUCAAGCUAGAGUAGCAGAGAAAUUGGAAGAGGACCUUCAUCGACCUCCACGGCUAGUAGAGGAAUGGAUAAGCUUCUUUUCAGCAGAAAUUAAGGAAAUAUUGGCGAUGGAACAGAGAUUGUAUGAUGAUAAUUCGGUAGAGAGUCUUGGAUUACUUCAAUCAGUGAUUCAACAACUGAAGACGAUGAAGAAAUACAUCGCUGACCAGAUGGAUCCAACUCAUGUUGAUUCAGAUCUAGUAAGUGAAUUGACUCAGAAAUCUUCAAUUUCAUCAGCUGAAUCUGAAGAUGAAUCCAAAGAUGAAUCUCUUGAUUGCAGGUUUCUUCCGCCGUUUUGCUUUAAAGAAGAUGUAGACCCACUUAAUGGUGUGAGUUUACAACCCGAAGAUAUUUCAAAAUCGGUGAUAAAUGAUUUUAACAGAGCGAAUUGCGUCAAAUUUUUUUCGGAAACCCUUGCAAAUGUUGAAUGUUUGAACGAUUUAUUCUUUCUCCACACCAAAAUUCUAGGUAUAGCUUGUUCUCACUUUAAACUUGAUGAUUCUCGCUUGUUAUUUGAUAGAGGUAAAUUUGCUAGUAAAUUGAUUUUUCAAUUGCUUCUUAGCCUUGGGUAUGAUUCAGAAUUGCGGGUUCUAGAUUCGAUUACUCUUUUAUGUGUCAAAUCUGUUGAUAUUCAUGGUAUGAGGAAGGUGUUUGUUCAAAUGUUAGAGAGAGUGAACUUGAGUGUUGUUGGAGAAAAUUUUAUCUGGCAGCUCAAAAUGGGUAAAGCAUUUGAUCGUGACAAAGAUGAUAUUCUCUUACAACUUAAACAGGGGGUUAGUCGAUCUGCAAGUGGGAGUUCUAGUUCUUCCUGUAUGUGAGCAGUUAAAGGGGAUUUUGGCAUAUCAAGCAAAAACAUAUUAUCGUUGGGCCAAAUUUCUUAUAAGGAGCAUGAGAACUCAGGUCUUGUUCAUGGUGUUUCAUUUUCGAUAUUUGUGGAUGCUAAUGUGUGAGAUUAAGAAUGUUCAUGAGUUGUCUCAUCAAAUGCUUGAAAUGUGGAUGGAGGGUUAUUUCUGGAUAGAUAUUUUAGUAAGCAAAGUGGGGACUAAGGUUUUACCCUUGGUUGUUCAAGCUCUGAAUGGGUAUUGGCUGUUUUGGGACUAUUUGAAGUGGAAGUUCAAGUUGUACUCUACAGGCCUGUGGAAUGUGGAUCACAAUACUUGCAAACAGUUUAUGAAGGUAGUCUUGAAUUCAGCUGGUAAUUAUCACUACCUGCUGCUUACUCAUUUGACCUACGGGAUCCUUAUUGUUCAAGGGGAAGUGGGGUUGAUUUAUCAACCAAUGGGAGGCUAUAUCAAGCUAGAAUUUUAUGACAGAAUGGUGACAAUUCAGUUGAUGUUUCUUUACACUCCAUCGAUGUUUGUGUUGGUGGUUUUAUUGAGAUGGAAUUUGUUCUUAACAAGCUUUUGCAGUACUGAAGAUGUUAUGGUGUUAUGCUUUGUAGCCCAUCCAUAGUCUCUGUAUUCCACAUCCUGAAAAUAUUAAGGCUGGCGGUCUUUGCGAGGAGGGACUUCAAGUUUUUUUCUAAAGGGUUAUGGGGUGUGAAACAUGUUAGUGUUGAUAAGAGUUUUACAGUGGUGUGCUUUGACUUAAACUGGUUUAGAAACAAGUUGUUCUGUGAAGCUGAGGUCCAUAAUAAACUUGCAACAAUUAUUUGGAGAGAAGCAAGCUGGCACUUGGGCUCUGCGAUUGGAGAUUUAAGUACAACGAGUCAUAGAGGGACAAAAAUUCUUUUAUGAAGGGGAGAAAAUCAUCUCACAAAUGUUGAAUCCAAUUUCCCAAUUGUGUUACUGUUGUUGGUCUCGCUGGAGUGGGAAGGUGCAAUAAAUGGUGAUGGUCAGCUCAAUGGGGUGCUUCUGUUUAAUUCUGGUCAGGUUGAGACCUUUGAUGGCAAGACAACAAGGUCAAUUUUCACUGAGUUCUCUGCUUCCACUCUUCUUAUAGAACUCACAGGUGAAGUCCAGAUUGGUUUUGAAGUGUGCACAAGGACAUUUAUUGUCCUUGCUAAAUUUCUGGAGUUAUCUAGUUCAUUUGUGUUUGAUAGAGGAAGAUCUUUUUCAAGUCAUGUGUGGGGUUUGGGGUACCAAUCAGUAAAGGGGAGUAGUUGGACAUAAAUUAUGGUGCGAAAGGGAGUAAUUCAGGACAUACUUUCCAAGAUUCAUUUUCAGUUUGAACUAAUGGCAUUCAAGCCCAAGCAUGGUCUUCAGUGGCAAGUAUAUGUUGUGCUCAUUCACAGAUGGGAUCCAGCAACAGCCGUAGGGAAUGUCCAUGAUGUAAUACAAGCUGAAAUGGGGGCGCAUUCCAAAUUGGCCACUGUUGCUUACAUUUGGCUCGGUUAUGCGAUGACGAUUAUGUUUAGUAGGGUAAUUCAUUUACAAUUGGUGAAAGUUGACUACAGACAAGUAAGGGUCCCUUGUGCUAAUAAAGGCAAGAUAACAGUGCCACUACGGACAGAAGUUGCAGUCUCCGUCAGGCUAGUUCCUCAAGGAAGGACUGGAACUUUUCAAGCAGACUACCGUAAUCACUGUGACAAAGAAGAGGACAUGAAAAUCCUUAGUUCUUCCUUAGCUGGAGUGAGCCACUUGGAUGGUGGGAAGUACAGACUAUUAGUGAUCCGCUACAGUUUAGACAGUGAGCAAGAGUUCUCGAUGCCAGCCAUUUCAUAUGCACCUGUGUUAUGCCUGUGUUAUGCAUUUCAACAUGACGGUUCUUCUCACUGGCAUUUUUGUAGAGCAACUGUUACAGACGUCUGUCCAGCGGCGCUUACACCUUCCCAGAUAUAAGACAACCUUGCGAUCCAAUUCCUCAUCCUCGAGGACAAGGAUGUUUUAGAGGGAAAGGCAUUGUCAUGUACCUUACUAUUGAGAGAAGGGUGCCCUUAUCACAUUCAGUGUCAGUGUUUAGUAUUAUCCUUAUUUGUAGUAAUUAGCUUAUUGAUGGGUGUAUUUAUCAAUUGUAUGGAUGGCUUGGAUGUAACCAUCUGUUGGGAUUGUAGCCAUUAGAUGUAGGUUAGAUUGUCUCUAGAUUUAUAAGCGAAUUGAGUCUGUAACGAGGAGUCCAAUCAGAUUAUUAAUCAACAGAACUUUGUUCUUCUUUA